This is a messenger RNA of Eruca vesicaria subsp. sativa (arugula), 1221 nucleotides long. The record is from the annotation of a GenBank genome assembly. NCBI's taxonomy places the organism in Eukaryota, Viridiplantae, Streptophyta, Magnoliopsida, Brassicales, Brassicaceae.
AGACUUUAAGGGUUUUACAGAUCGAAGUCGCGGAAGAAGAAGAAGAUGUUUCUCACUAGGACUGAGUAUGACAGAGGAGUCAACACUUUCUCCCCUGAAGGCAGGCUCUUCCAAGUCGAGUAUGCCAUUGAAGCUAUCAAGCUUGGUUCUACUGCAAUUGGAGUGAAGACAAAGGAAGGAGUUGUGCUUGCUGUUGAGAAGCGUAUCACCUCACCUUUGCUGGAACCGAGCAGUGUCGAGAAGAUUAUGGAAAUUGAUGACCAUAUUGGUUGUGCCAUGAGUGGUUUAAUUGCUGAUGCGCGUACACUUGUUGAGCAUGCAAGAGUUGAAACUCAAAACCACAGAUUCUCGUAUGGUGAGCCCAUGACUGUGGAGUCCACAACACAAGCGCUGUGUGAUCUGGCUUUACGGUUUGGUGAAGGAGAUGAAGAAUCAAUGUCCCGGCCAUUUGGUGUAUCUCUUCUCAUUGCUGGUCAUGAUGAAAACGGACCAAGCUUGUACUACACGGACCCGUCUGGAACAUUCUGGCAAUGCAACGCAAAGGCAAUUGGUUCAGGCUCAGAAGGAGCUGAUAGCUCUCUUCAAGAGCAAUUCAACAAAGAUCUGUCACUCAGUGAAGCUGAGACGAUCGCUGUAUCUAUCCUCAAGCAAGUUAUGGAAGAGAAGGUGACUCCGAAUAAUGUGGACAUUGCCAAGGUAGCACCAGCGUACCAUCUCUACACUCCAGAGGAAGUGGAAGCCGUCAUUAGUCGUCUUUGAGGAUGAUGGGUGAUGUAUCUAUCCAACUUGUUCCAGUUCGGAUUCUGAAACAAAAUCACUUUCGUUCAGUUGGUCUGGUAGAUUGAUGUUUCAUGUGACAUUUUAUGUCUUGUUAUGUAAGAGAACCUUUACUUUCCCAUUAUCAUUCUAGAACACUCUUGGAUUUGGGUGACUCAGAAAUUUCUAGUCUCAUGGCUUCGUUUCGUUAGCUGCUAUUGGGUCGGAAUCACGUUUGCUGCCUUUGUCUUGACAGUAAAAUCAUUCGGCCGAGUAACAAAAGUCAUGAUCAACCUUACAGAUGCAAGCUGAACCUUUUUAAUCUUAUUUUGUUUAGUGUUGGUUAGACAAUUAAACAACAAUUAUCUCUUUGUUCAAUGGUUAAUAGCUUGAUUUCUACAAAAUUUGGUUUAAAUUCUACAACCUUUGAUUUAAAUUUUGUGUACUCUAUAAAUUAAAUUUUUC